This is a messenger RNA of Penicillium cataractarum, 786 nucleotides long. RefSeq lists its product as uncharacterized. The transcript has a single exon. NCBI's taxonomy places the organism in Eukaryota, Fungi, Ascomycota, Eurotiomycetes, Eurotiales, Aspergillaceae. The record is from RefSeq and is a predicted model, not a curated record. Bases 1 to 786 code for a protein of 261 amino acids.
AUGGUGUACACCGGGAACCAGCAUCCUGGUUUCAUUCACUCCGGCAUUACUUCAUCCCAGCCGCAGUGGCAGCUUGAAGGACAUCAAAGGAAGUCGAGUAAUGUCACUCCACCCUCAUCCGAUCAGUAUAGCUUGUCGAGCUUGUCUCAACCCUUCCACGGCUCCAAUGCUACUCCCCAAACUAGCGGGCUACAUUCUAGAGGAUUGGCGUCAAGAUCUUCACAUCCCUCUAUUGCCUCACAGUCAGGUGACGCCUAUAGUGGCAACCCGGCAAAUCCAGCCAACACUUUAGCUGGUCAUCCUCUAUCCCGAUCUCAGUCUCACCAAAACACGGGGUUCCAAUACGAACAGCAAGCUGGUCUUGCAGCCGCAUCUUAUGCACAACCUUCCUCGUACGAUUACGGUCCUCAACUGCCGAAUGCCCAGGGCUCCUUUCAGAGUCCUGAUAUGUUGCGAAUGCAACCUGGCACUCGCUUCAACUCGGGGUUCUUUGCUGCUGGCCCAAGCGUCCAUGGUGACGCUCAGGUUUAUCAAUACCCUAUUUCCCAGGCCGGUGUGCGACAGUACCUCCCUCCACAACACCAGGGUAGCUCACAACAUGAUGGGACCAACCAUCAUGCAGCGAAUUACCAUCCACAACCCGGUCAAUUCACUGCCAAUCAAGGUCAAUGGACCACUCCGACUAGUGCCUCCCGCAUAGCAGCGUCUGAUCCACAAUUUGUGAGCGGCCCCUGGGCAUCCUCGACACCACCAGCCUCCGGGCCACCCCAGCCUCAUCAUGGUUGA